This is a messenger RNA of Caenorhabditis briggsae, 2103 nucleotides long. It is a transcript of the gene Cbr-srw-84, whose product is annotated as Protein CBR-SRW-84. Gene Ontology annotation, cellular component: membrane. The record is from RefSeq and is a predicted model, not a curated record. The coding region runs from base 1 to 2103 and encodes 700 amino acids. NCBI's taxonomy places the organism in Eukaryota, Metazoa, Nematoda, Chromadorea, Rhabditida, Rhabditidae. Gene Ontology annotation, molecular function: G protein-coupled peptide receptor activity; hydrolase activity. The transcript is spliced from 9 exons.
AUGACAAAACCACUAUCCAAAUUUGGGUCGGUUACUUUUGCGGCUUGCGUUGUGGCUUUUUCAAUAUUGCUGGUUUUGCACAAGCCUUUGCCACCUGGCUUCUGUGAAAAAUCGUCAAUUGAUAGAGUGAUUCUGCAUUUGUUUGAGCCGGUUUUACGAGCGUUCUAUUAUUAUCCAUCCCACUACCUCUUCUCCACACCAGAAAAUCAAAUAUGGUGGACUCGUCUCUCCCUGAACACCCUCGCCAAGACGAUGGGUCCCUUUAACUUACUGGAUAGACACACUGUGCUUGUGAAAGAUGCCACGUGGAAUGGGGUACAUGUCCGAACCUACGAACCACGGCUAGUGAAAAAUGCAACUGGUGGAGCUGCCAUUUUUAUACACGGUGGUGGAUUUGCGGUCGGAAGCGUUGAGAUGUACAGUGGACUGACAAGACGAAUGGCGAAAGAAAUGAAUACAUUCGUGGUAUCUAUUGACUACCGUCUUUCCCCGGAAACAGUAUUCCCUGAUAAUCUGCUAGAUUGCGAGAAAGCAGUAGACUACUUGUUUGAAAAUGGUGCUCAGGAGUUUGGCAUUGAUCUCAACAAAGUCGUGAUUAUUGGAGAUUCAGCUGGUGGAAAUCUAGCUACUGUUAUCGCUCAACGUCGUGAGGAGAAAAGUGUGGAGCCCAAGCUAGCAGCGCAAGUGUUACUGUACCCACUGCUCCAGCUGGUAGAUUUGCAAAUGGUGUCGUAUAGAUAUUUUCAUAAGAGACUUGAUGGAUUUGCGUUUGUUGACCCAAGAUCUGUCGCUUUUUACUAUAUGUUAUAUGCUGGUAUUUCAAUGGAAACGGCUCAAAAAUUGGUUCCAUCAGUUAUCACGAAUGGUCAUAUUAAACCAGAGCGUAGAGAUGAAAUUGAUAAGGUUCUAUCCCACCGAUCUUUCAUCGAAGCCACUCAUCUUUAUAACCUAUCAAAGGUCCCAGACAGAUGGGAAGUUCAAGAGAAUCGAGAGGCGCAGGAAAUUCUGGACCCAAUAAUAUUCAACCCAGAUUUCUCGCCUUUGAUGAGAGAGAAUCUAAAAAAUCUUCCCAAAAGCUUGAUAGUCACUUGCGAGUAUGACACCUUACGGGAUGAAGGAAUGAUCUAUGCAGAGAGAUUGAAGGUGCUUUGCAGGAAAUCUAUGAGGGGUCAGGCAGCAAAUGUUUUAAUUAUCGGAAUUGCUAUAAGUGAUAUUGUAUAUUUGAUGUAUUAUGUGGAUGGUGGAACAUGGGAAUAUUUGAAUAAAGCUAUUCCACAGCAAUGCAUCCCCCCAAACUCUCAAAUCUUUGCAUAUUACUCCUGGAUCUUGUUCAUCUUCAAAGACGCAUUUCGUCGGGUAUCUGCGUGGCUUGGAAUGUUCCUGGCGAUUAUAAGAUACCUAAUUCUAAAGUAUGGUACUAGAACCAAAAUUCGGGUAUUAAUGAAAGCUGGAACCAGUUGGAAAGUAUUUUUUAGCCUCUUAUUUUUUCAUUUAGUGGUCACUAUGAUCAAUCAAGGAAGAUAUUUGAUUAUAGAGUAUCCUAAAGGAUGGAAGCCAGAUAAAAGUUGCACUAUGUACCCACCAAAUACAACUUUCCCUUAUUUUGCUCGAGUUCAAAAUCCAGCUAUCGAUGUUUUCUUCCAAGAGCACAUCUCCGAAAAAUACCUUCUAAUAGAUGGAAUUCUCAAAUGCAUUCCUCCAAUUCUCUAUCCAUUUCUUGCUGUUGGUCUAGUUAUAGAGCUCAAAAAAGUUCGAGAAGGCAGAAAAAUUUUGAUGGGGAGAGACGAAGAAAAUGACAUGAUCCAUGUGACUCGUCUAGUUAUAUGCAUGACUAUAGCCUAUUUCUUGUCUGAAACUCCAGUGGGCGUUUCCCAGUUUUAUAUGUCGUUUAUCCAAGGAGAAGGGUUUGGACCAUUAUUUCUUCUGAAUAAUAUUACCAUAAUAUGUGUCACAAUUCUCAUAAUCAAUUCUUCAAUUCAUUGCGUGUUUUGCUUUUUUCUUUCCUCGCAUUAUCGAGAUACGGCAUGGUCAAUGUUAUGCUGUAAAAAACGAAGGGACUCCAGUGUCGGAAGUUCCAGGAAUUUGAGCAUCUCUUACAGAUAA